CGAGUCCUUUUGUCCAAGAUGGCGGCGCCGGGGGCGCUGCCUCCUCGGCCGCCGCUGCCGCCGCCGCCGCUGUGAAGGGCCCGCGGGCCGCCCGCCCGCCCGCCGCGCCGCGCCAUGAAGAGGCAGAGCGAGCGAGACUCCAGCCCGAGCGGGCGCGGCUCGUCCUCGUCGGCCAAGCGGCCGCGGGAGCGCGAACGGGAGGCGGAGGCGGGCGGGCGGCGGGCGGCGCACAAGGCCUCGGGCGGCGCCAAGCACCCGGUCCCGACGCGGACCCGCGACAAGCCCCGCGGCAGCGGCGGCGGCGGCGGCGGACACCGCGACGGACGCGGCGCGGGGGACGCGAACCAUCGGGCGAGCGGCGGCCGCUCCUCCGCCUCGGGCGCCGGCGGCGGGGGGCGCGGGGCCAAGGCCUCGGGGGACCCGGGGGUCUCGGGCGCGUCGCCCCGGGCGUCCCCCCUGCCGCCGCCGCCGCCGCCGCCGCCGCCGCCGCCCGGAGCCGAGUCCGCCGGGCCCGGCUCGUCGGCCGCCGCCCCCGAGUACAAGACGCUGCUCAUCAGCAGCCUGAGCCCCGCGCUGCCCGCCGAGCACCUGGAGGACCGGCUCUUCCACCAGUUCAAGCGCUUCGGCGACAUCAGCCUGCGCCUGUCGCACACGCCCGAGCUGGGCCGGGUGGCCUACGUCAACUUCCGGCACCCACAGGACGCGCGCGAGGCGCGGCAGCACGCGCUGGCCCGGCAGCUGCUGCUGUACGACCGGCCGCUCAAGGUGGAGCCCGUGUACCUGCGCGGCGGCGGCGGCGGCGGCGGCCGCAGGAGCAGCAGCAGCGCCGCCACCUCCACGCCGCCGCCCGGGCCGCCCGCGCCCGCCGAGCCGCUGGGCUACCUGCCGCUGCACGGCGGCUACCCGUACAAGCAGCGCUCGCUGUCCCCGGUGGCCGCCCCGCCGCUGCGCGAGCCCCGCGCCCGCCACGCCGCCGCCGCCGCCUUCGCCCUGGACGCCGCGGCCGCCGCCGCCGUGGGGCUGUCCCGGGAGCGCGCCCUCGACUACUACGGGCUGUACGACGAGCGCGGGCGGCCCUACGCCUACCCGGCCGUGGGCGACGACGACCUGAUGCCCGAGGACGACCAGCGCGCCACGCGCAACCUGUUCAUCGGGAACCUGGACCACGGCGUGUCGGAGCUGGAGCUGCGCCGCGCCUUCGAGAAGUACGGCAUCAUCGAGGAGGUGGUCAUCAAGCGGCCGGCCCGCGGCCAGGGCGGCGCCUACGCCUUCCUCAAGUUCCAGAACCUGGACAUGGCGCACCGGGCCAAGGUGGCCAUGUCGGGGCGGGUGGUGGGCCGCAACCCCAUCAAGAUCGGCUACGGCAAGGCCAACCCCACCACCCGCCUCUGGGUGGGCGGCCUGGGGCCCAACACCUCUCUGGCCGCGCUGGCCCGCGAGUUUGACCGCUUCGGCAGCAUCCGCACCAUCGACCACGUCAAGGGGGACAGCUUCGCCUACAUCCAGUACGAGAGCCUGGACGCGGCCCAGGCCGCCUGCGCCAAGAUGCGGGGCUUCCCCCUGGGCGGCCCGGACCGCCGGCUGCGGGUGGACUUCGCCAAGGCGGAGGAGGCGCGCUACCCGCAGCAGUACCAGCCCGCGCCGCUGCCCCUGCACUACGAGCUCCUCGCCGACGGCUACGUGCGGCACCGCGGCCUGGACGCCGACCUGCGCGUGCGGGACCGGACCCCCCCGCACCUCCUGUACUCGGACCGGGACCGGACCUUCCUGGAGGGCGACUGGGCCAGCCCCGCCAAGAGCUCGGAGCGCCGCAACAGCCUGGAGGGCUACACCCGCUCGGUGCGCAGCAGGAGCGGCGAGCGCUGGGCAGACGCGGAGCGGGGGCUGCCCAAGGCCUGGGACGAGCGGCGCAAGCGCAGGAGCCUGUCCAGCGAGCGCGGGCGGGCCGCCCACUCCCCCUACGAGGAGCGGAGCAGGACCAAGGGCGGUGGGCAGCAGGCCGACAGGGGCUGUGACCGCACCCCUGAACGCAGCCGCAAGGAGAACCACGCGGGCGAAGGGACCAAGGACGCGGGCAGCAACUCCCUCGGCAACAGCAGGCACGGGGCCGAGGAGCGGAGCCAUCACCACCACCACGAGGCCCCCGACUCUUCCCACGGGAAGAAGACCCGGGACAGCGAGCGCAAUCAUCGGACCACGGAGGCUCAGCCCAAGCCUGUGGAAGAGCCGAAACACGAGACCAAAAAGCUCAAGAAUCUUUCCGAGUACGCCCAGACACUGCAGCUGGGCUGGCAUGGGCUGCUGGUGUUGAAAAACAGCUGCUUCCCCACGUCUAUGCACAUGCUGGAGGGAGACCAGGGCGUCCUCAGCGGCCUCCUCAAAGACCACAGCUCCGGGAGCAGGCUGACGCAGCUGAAGAUCGCGCAGCGCCUCCGCCUGGACCAGCCCAAGCUCGACGAGGUCACACGGCGCAUCAAGCAGGGCAGUCCCGACGGCUACGCCGUGCUGCUGGCCACCCAGGCCGUCCCCGGCGCCUCGGCCGAGGCGAUGCCCACGGUGGAGCCCGGCCUGCAGCGGCGGCUUCUCAGGAACCUUGUCUCCUACUUGAAACAGAAGCAGGCCGCGGGGGUGAUCAGCCUGCCGGUGGGUGGGUCCAAGGGCAGAGACUGCACGGGCAUGCUGUACGCCUUCCCGCCCUGCGACUUUUCCCAGCAGUACCUCCAGGCGGCACUGAGGACACUGGGCAAGCUCGAGGAGGAGCACAUGGUGGUCGUGAUCGUGAGGGACACUGCGUAGCCCAAACCUGCCUUUUCCAUUUCCGUGUGUGUCAGUCCCAGAGCAGUCGGUUUAAGGUCGGACCCUCCACCCUGUCCUUCCCCUCGGUUUGGUUCUCUGCAGGGCGGUUUUGGUUCGUUUGAUGGGACCAAGGCCGUGCCCGCCGAGAUGAAGUUACUAGAUUUGGGGGCUUGUUCUUUUUUUUUUUUCUUUUUUCUACAGCUAUGAGAAGGGAUUCUUGUCAUGUUGGUUUCUAGUGUACAAGGUAACUGUGUUCUGUAUGUUUAUUUUUUGACUAACUGUAUGGAAAGCUGUCAGUAAAGCCUUUGUCAGAGGACAGAUUUUU
Messenger RNA from Erinaceus europaeus (western European hedgehog), 3121 nucleotides. RefSeq names its product RNA binding motif protein 15B (gene RBM15B). Gene Ontology annotation, cellular component: nucleus. The transcript has a single exon. Gene Ontology annotation, molecular function: mRNA binding. The record is from RefSeq and is a predicted model, not a curated record. Gene Ontology annotation, biological process: regulation of alternative mRNA splicing, via spliceosome. The coding region runs from base 115 to 2796 and encodes 893 amino acids. Lineage: Eukaryota; Metazoa; Chordata; Mammalia; Eulipotyphla; Erinaceidae.